This is a messenger RNA of Aspergillus bombycis, 2979 nucleotides long. RefSeq lists its product as uncharacterized. Lineage: Eukaryota; Fungi; Ascomycota; Eurotiomycetes; Eurotiales; Aspergillaceae. The annotation marks the transcript as partial. The record is from RefSeq and is a predicted model, not a curated record. The transcript has 3 exons.
AUCGAGAUUACUGGGAACGUCCGACUCCCCGGCAAAAACCUUGGCUUGUUCUGUAACAACCUCCUCGUCUCCCAGAGAGUUACAGUCGACGUGUCAGGGGAUAAAGGAAAGGUAGGGGAUAAUAAGACCGAUAAUGAUGGAGGCAUUGGGGGACCGGGAAUGAAUGGGGGAAAUAUCUGGAUUUUUGUCCAAGACCUGGCAGCAGGCGAUUUGGACAAUGUUGACAUCUAUGCCAAUGGUGGAGACGGUGGGCGUGGAGGGAAUACGAGUGCGAAGGGAAAGAAAGGGGGCAGAGGUGGAAACGCCGGCAAUGGAGGUCUCAUCGAGAUUAUCGUUGGUAGUCAGCCGGCGGAAGCGAUGUCGACCUUCAAUCUGACCGACAAGCAGCCAUGGCCUGAGAAAGUAUCCAGCCUGUUGCAGCUUGACCUAUCAGAGGCACUGUUCAAUUUCCUGAAUGAAGAGCAGCGGAAGACUCUCAACGCCUACGAUUCCCUGGGCUCGGUGUUGUCGAGCCUUGUCGAUACUAUUCAGCGCAUGCCUGCCAAGAGCCAGACAGAAAACGUCAAAGUCCUCACCUCCAAAGUCCUUGAUCAGAUCAAGAAGAACUUGCAGCUUGUGAAAAAGUCUCCGGUCAUGUCCGAAGAGAAUGUGAAGGGUUUGAAGAAAUUGUUAUCACAGAUAGCAAGUCAACAUGAUGUUGCGACAGACCUGGAGGAGAUCUCGAGGAUCAUGGGAGAAUUAUCAGCAAGCAGUGGAUCCCAGCUCGACCUCCUCCUCGACACGCUAUAUCUCACUAUGGAUAGUGCGAUCAUUAAGACGAAACGCAGGAUUACGUGGACAUUGAGAAACAACAAAGCAGGCGCAAGCGGACCGGGAGGAAUCAGUGGACCAGGAAUAGACCCUGGUCCCCGAGGUGAGGAAGGAAAAGUGGGAGAAUCAUGGCAGCAAUUCCUGGAUUUCGAGGGGACCAAGAACGAUCUGAACACCCGCCAAGCGUACAUAUUUCCCGAACAAUGCCAGAUGCUGCUGAACAAGAUCGACAACCAGUUCUUUAGCGCUCAGUGGACAGAGCGCACCGAGCUGAUCAGGCAAUACAACCGUUUAGUCAAGCGCCUACGCAUAGUUGAUACGAUUGAUGAUAAGACCGAUGAGUCUACCGGGUUGUGGAAGGCGGUAGAUAUGCUGGAGAAUACUUAUCAAGUCACAACAAACGCCCAAUCCCAGCUGAAAGCCGUCGCUGUCCAAGCCAGAAGCCGUCGAAACCGAUUACUCUUAGGGCAGGACAUGUUCGGACACAGCCAGUCUUGGGUGCCUCGCUUAUCCUAUGACUUCUACGCCAACUCGAUCGACAAACGACUCGGGGUACUCCGGGAAAUCGAAAACCUUGAAAGGGAAUAUCAACAGGCUGAUCAAAAGUCAGUCGAUCUGCGUGCCGUUCUUGACAAUGGCAUCGAGAAAAUGCAAACGACAGAAACAGAAGCCAGCACGAUUAUUAACCUCCUCACGGGACCAAAUGGUGAAAUUUACAAAAAGGGCGUCAGGAUCGGUCUACUGACGGUGGAACUCAAGGAGAAACGAGAUAAAGUGCGGACUGAAGUGGCCCACGUGAAAUUUGACCACGUUUACGAUCCAGUGUUUCUCAUCGAUGGAUUCUCAUCGUUGACCUCGUUGAAGCCAGACCUUGAUAGCUUGGGAAAGCUAUGGAAAUUGGCAACUGACAUCCACAAAUUCAUUGAACAUGACACCAUUAACGACGGCCAGGGGAAAGAAUUCAAGGAGGAAUUUGUGAUCCGCCAGCUUGCUGAAUGUACCGGUAGCUUGGAAUCCCUGGAAGCCGCAUUGAAAACAAACAAUGACAAUACAAUCUCAAUAAGCGAUCCGAAGGCGCUGAAAGUGAUGGCGAAGAUAAGCGACAUUGAGAAACUGAUGAAGGACUUCAGCGAAUGUAUUCCGGAAGAUCAGCGCAAGAACGUGAACAAGGCCUUGAAGGAGUACAAAAACAUCAUUCUGAAACGAAACGAUGCCGUUGUGGGGUACAAUUCAUCAAUCCAGCUGCUCGUGGAAGCACGAUGCGCCAGGAAGCACGCCCAAGAGCAGGCUUCCAGUCUGCGCGGAAAGCGAUUGAAGCUGGACCCCACCAUUCCAGCGGUAUCUUUUUGGCUGCGGGGAACGAAAGACAAACUUGCGCUUCAGCUGAUGCAGCGACUCUACUAUGCCAGUCGAGCCGUCAUGUACUGGGGUCUGGACACGUCUUACAACUUCGACCAGCCGGGGCCCCUGCGAUCCUCAACGGAGCUGCGCUCCCAUUGGACGCAACUCGAUAAUGCAUUUGAAGCCAUUCUCCACCGAUAUGCAGGUAACGUCCGUUCGAUCUGGCCACAUACGGAAGCAAAGCAGGGCCUCUUCUAUGGCCUUACGAGUGCGCAACUAGAGACGUUGAAGACGGGUCAAUGUGAGGAAGAAGGAGAGGGAAAAGUGUACAAAGUUUCCAUAACUUUGCAACCGAAAGCCAUGCCAUUUGGCAGGCCUCGAGCAGAUGUUCGCCUGAGCGAAGUUCGACUGUGGUUGGUGGGGGCCAAGGUGUGUCCUGACACCCACGGCCGCCAGCGUGUUACAGUUCACAUCCGACACAUGGGGGAUGACCUCUUUGAGGAUGAGUCCAAUAAGCGGUUUCACUUUUCUCAUGAUUCGAUGACCAUACCUUUCGAGUUCGAUGCGGCUAAAGUAAAGAACAAGUGUGAUUUUACCGCGGAUGCCAAACUUAACGCCGCCAAUGCCUGGCAGGAUCAGUGGACUGGCAACCAAUCGCGCAAGGAUAUUGGUAUAAAUUGUGUUGCUGCGGUUGGUCCAUUUACAACCUGGUGCUUGGAAGUGCGAGAAUCUGAAAAUCCUGGCUUGGAUAUGGGGCUUGUGGAAUCUGCCUAUAUGGAAUUCUGUGGCGCUAACAGGUCUUUCAUACGGCGGCCUAAAUCUGGCUAA